AUGUCACAAGUGUCUAUGCGCCUUCCGGAAAUCCCUCUGCCAAUAUUUGAUGGUGAUCUCCGCUCAUGGCCAGAUUUCCGGGACCGUUUUGUGGACUUAGUAAUUCGCAAUAAGAAUAUUGACUCAGAUAGUACCAGAUUUUACUACCUACUUGGGUGCCUUCAAGCGGACUCAAGUGAAGUACUCAAAGGGAUUCCAGUGACGAAGGAUACCUUUCAGAUAGCUUGGAACACAUUGGUAAAGUCUUACGACAAACCCAGAAAGCUGGCUUCCUCAAUCAUUGAGAGAUUUUUGGUUGCUCCAGUGUCCACUUCAGAAUCGCUGAUGGAUCUCAAACGUUUUUUAAGCGUAUUCGAUGAAGGACUAGCAAUAUUGGAAUCAUUGCACCUGCCAGACCUGUGUUCGUUCUUAUUGUUCACCAUCGCUUCAAAAUCUCUUCCAACUCAUACUCGACGCUUGUUUGAAACAGAAAAUUCUGCUGAGUAUCCCUCUGUUGACAGUGUGUUGGAGUUUGUAAAGAAUAGAGUGCGAGUGCUGGAGAAUGCUGGUGGUACUUCAAGUACUGGGAAACCGUUUGGUGGUAGCACCAAGAAGUCAAACUCAGGUUCAGCUAAGCAAGGUAACCGUCCCUCGUCUAGCCAGACAGCGUUGAUAUCUUCAGCAAAGGUCCAGAGACCCAAGUCUACGCCUUCCGAAAAGUGUCACUGCUGUGGGGGAGCUCAUGCAUUGCAAGAUUGUGCAAAAUUCCUGGAAGCUUCUAUAGAUGAGCGAUACCAAAUUGUGUGCUCUCACAGACUAUGUUUGGAAUGCUUCGAAAGUGGUCAUAUGUCAUAUAAAUGCAAGUCGUCCUGCAGUGUGUGUAAACGUCGUCACCAUGGGUUAUUAUUGCACAAGAAACCUUCUACUUCUGAUCCGUUGUCUAAGGAUUCCAAAGUGUCAAUGUUUACCAGACAUCGAAGUCAGCUUCCUUCGGUAGUACUAGCGACCGUAUUACUUCAUGUCAAAGAUGUAGCCGGAAGUCUGCAAACAGUUCGUGCCUUGAUUGAUGGUGGUUCACAGAUCAGUGCUAUAUCUGCGAGUUGCUGUCGUCGGCUAGGUCUUCGAGUGUCGAAAUGGACAUUACCGGUCACUGGGUUAUCGGAGUUACCCGUCCCAAGUGUUUUAGGUAUCGUAGAUCUACAUAUUCAACCCCGAGAUUCAAUCCAACCCUCAAUGUCUGUAAAAGCUUGGGUGUUGUCCUCCAUCACCUCAGAUAUGCCUACUUCAAGACUACCGUCAACGGUUCGGGAAAAAUGUGGUAACUUAUCAUUAGCUGAUCCGCUAUUUGAUGUACCCGCUCCGAUUGAAAUGUUAUUGGGUGCAGACAUAUAUCCGAUGGUUUGGUCUCAUGAAGCUGUUUCAUUAGGUCAUGGAUAUCCAACUGCAUUCAACUCCAUUUUUGGUUGGGCAAUAGUAGGUCCACUUCAACACAUAAAUGCUCCAAAUCCUAGAGCUCUACCUGUUCAGAUAUCGUCGUCAAUCGAGUCUUUGUUGGAGAAGUUUUGGAGUAUUGAGGAACCGGAAGCUGCUCCGCCUGUGUUCACUCAAGAAGGCCAUUGUGAAGAAAUCUUUUGUGCAGAGAUGUGCAAAAAUGGCAAAGGACAGUACAUGGUCCCAUUGCCGUUCCGUGAUGGUCAACCUGCUGCCUUUCCUGGAAUGUGA
This is a messenger RNA of Myzus persicae (green peach aphid), 1701 nucleotides long. RefSeq lists its product as uncharacterized. The record is from RefSeq and is a predicted model, not a curated record. The transcript has a single exon. Bases 1 to 1701 code for a protein of 566 amino acids. Lineage: Eukaryota; Metazoa; Arthropoda; Insecta; Hemiptera; Aphididae.